Molecule: messenger RNA, 5164 nt
Organism: Hypomesus transpacificus
Lineage: Eukaryota; Metazoa; Chordata; Actinopteri; Osmeriformes; Osmeridae
Gene: ptpn21
Product: protein tyrosine phosphatase non-receptor type 21
Exons: 20
Coding region: 368-4084 (1238 amino acids)
Biological process (GO): protein dephosphorylation
Cellular component (GO): cytoskeleton
Molecular function (GO): protein tyrosine phosphatase activity
Source: RefSeq, a predicted model, not a curated record
UCCCAGCGAUAUUGAUGAUGCUUGCUUUCUGAUUCUGGGCAAACGCCGAGCUUGCACUUGGCUUGCAGCUAGCUAGCGUAGCUAGUUUACUAGCCGACGCAGUUCAGCAGUUGAUAUUUAGGCUUCGAGCACUGGAAUUUUUUUCUCUCCAAAAAAGCUCUUAUUAGAGUGUUGCUGUACUGGACAUGUUCUGGAAUCGUGUGUUUUACAUGCUGUACUGUAUAUGUUAAUGGUGAAUAUGAAACUGUAUGCAUGUUCCUGAAUUGUGGAUGGCCUCACAUCCAGUCACUCUGUGAAGGGGCAGCUGGACAAGUAGCCUAUUUCUGGACUCUUAAAGGAAGGGCCUGCCUGCACAAGGAUCUUAAACAUGCCCUUGCCAUUUGGCCUAAAACUCAAAAGAACUCGAAGGUACACAGUCUCCAGCAAGAGCUGUCUGGUCACCCGCAUUCAGCUGCUCAAUGGCGAGUUUGUUGAGUUUACUCUUUCUGUGGAAAGCACCGGUCAGGAAUGUCUGGAGGCAGUUGCCCAGAGACUUGAGUUACGGGAGAUAACAUUCUUCAGCCUCUGGUACUUCAACAAGCAGAACCAGCAGCGAUGGAUCGACCUGGAGAAGCCCCUGAAGAAGCAGCUGGACAAGUACGGCCUGGAGCCCACCGUGUACCUGGGGGUGGUGUUCUACGUGCCUAGCGUGUCCCAGCUGCAGCAGGAGAUCACCAGAUAUCAGUAUUACCUACAGUUAAAGAAAGAUGUUUUGGAAGGCAGAAUCCCAUGCUCUAUAGAACAGGCUAUCCGAUUGGCUGGCCUGGCAGUGCAAGCUGACUUUGGAGACUUUAAUCGAUACGAGUCUCAGGACUUCCUCCAGAAGUUUGUUCUGUUCCCCAUUGGUUGGAUCCAGGAUGAGAGAGUCCUGGAGGAGGCCACUCAGAAGGUGGCUCUGCUCUACCAGAACUACAGGGGACUGCCCGCUCCAGAGGCUGAGAUGCUGUACAUGUUGGAGGUGGAAAAGAUGGAGGGCUAUGGGCAGGAGAGCUACCAAGCCAAGGACAGCCAAGGCACCGACAUCCUCCUGGGAGCAUGUCUGGACGGCAUCUUCGUUAAGCACAAGAACGGCCGCCCCCCCCUUGUCUUCAGGUGGAAUGAGAUUAACAACAUGACUCACAACAAGUCCUUCUUUGCCCUGGAGCUGGCGAACAAAGAGGAGAGCGUUCAGUUCCAGACGGAAGACAUGGAAACCUCCAAAUAUGUGUGCCGGAUGUGUCUGGCCCGGCACAAGUUUUAUAAGAUUAACAAGAGCAGCCUAGAGGAGUCUGACCCCCCGCCUUCUGAGGGCUCCCAGAAGUCCAUUCUCACUCUUUACUUUCCUCGCUUUCCAAUGCUCUCUCGUCCCUCUCUGCCUUCUAACAAGGGCCAAACCCAACCCACAGCCGUGAACCCAGUCAGACGAAGAUCCUCCACCCGGUUGUCUCUGCCAAAGCCCCAGGCCUACAUGAUGCCCCCGCCCCAGAUGCACUACAACGGCCACUUCACCGAGCCCUACACGUCCUCGCAAGACAACCUGUACAUCAACAACCAGAACGGCUACUACUACCACUCCCAGACGAGCCUGGACCGCUCCCCGCUGGAGUACGGUGGCGGCGGCGGCGGGCGCCUACGCAACGGCAGCGUGUACAGCGCCCACAGCACCAGCUCGCUCACCAACCCCCAGCACUACCUGCAGCCCUCGCCCAUGUCCUCCAACCCCUCCAUCACGGGCAGCGACGUCACGCGGCCCGACUACGUCCCCACCCACCGCCACAGCGCCCUCAUCCCGCCGUCCUACCGGGCCACGCCCGACUACGAGACGGUGAUGAGGCAGAAGACCCGCGGGGGGGGAGGAGGAGGAGGAGGGGGGAUGGUUCUGACCCAGGAGCACCGGCAGAGCCACUCCAUGCGGAACCUGAACAUCGGGAACUCGUACGCCUACAGCCGGCCCGACCCCCUGGUGUACAGCCAGCCGGAGAUCCGCGGGGAGCACGGGGGCGGUGCCCACCACCACUACCCCUUCCACCUGAACUCCAGCUUCCACAGCCCCUCGCCGUACCCCCACCCCAGCGAGAGGAGGCCCGUGGUGGGCGCCGUCAGCGUGCCCGAGCUCACCAAUGUCCAGCUGCAGCAGGCCCAGGACUACCCGGCGCCCAACAUCAUGAGGACCCAGGUGUACCGCCCGCCGCCGCCCUACCCGUAUGGCGCCCACCCGCGGCCCGCCAACAGCACGCCCGACCUGUCCCGCCACCUGUACGUGAGCAGCAGCAACCCGGACCUGAUCAUCACCCGCCGGGUCCACCACUCGGUCCAGACCUUCCAGGAAGACAGCCUCCCCGUGGCCCACUCCCUCCAGGAGGUGUCCGAGCCCCUGUUCCUGGCCGCACCCCCCCACCGACACCCCCACCUCUCCCAGAAACGCAACUCCAUCGAGAUCGCUGGCCUGGCCUACAGCCUGGAGGGCAUGAGGGUGAAGGAGAGGACCGUCUCGGCCUCGGCGGCCGACACGGCCUCCACUCCCCCCCCCGCCCAGCGUGGCCCCUCCCGGGGCUCGCAGCUCGACGUGUUCCUGGAGCGUACCAAGUCGGAGGACGGCGGGGAGGGGAAGGAGGACGUGCGCUACGGCCACAAAAAGUCUCUGUCGGAGGCCACCAUGCUGGUGCACAGCAGCGGCGAGGAGGAGGAGUUCGAGGACGACGGCGGGCGCCACACGCCCCGGUCCCAGGACGCCCUGGGCGGGGGCGCGUCUCAUCCAGACCCCCAGCAACACCACCUGGUCUCCCUGGCUCAGAUCCCCUUGGAGCCGCCGCCCGCCUACCCCACGGGCUCCUCCCUCGACCCCGCCCUGACCGGGCCGCUGGCCUAUCAGACGCACCCGCUGAUCCCCGAGGCGGAGGCGGUGUACCUGGCCCGUCAGCAGCAGCCCAGGAUGAUGCCCUCGGUGUCGGAGGGAGACCUGAGCAGCCAGGCCAAAUACAACAAGACCAAGAAGAGGCCCGUGUCUGACGUGCCUGCCGCCAAGAAGACUGUGGAAGGCCUGCCUCCUCCAGGUAUGAAGAAGGGGUCGCGGGCGGAGGUGAAGAAGAUGGGCCCCCUGAAGGUGGCGGCCCUCAACGGCCUGACCCUGUCCAGGCUGCCGCUGCACGACCAGGGCAAGGACGAGCCCGAGCUGGCCUCCAACGACGAGAGGUGUAAGGUUCUAGAACAGCGUCUGGAGCAGGGCAUGGUGUUUACAGAGUACGAGCAGAUUCCGAAGCGGCGGCCCAACGGGGACUGCAACAUCGCCCUGCUGCCUGAGAGCGGCGAGCGCAACCGCUUCCAGGACGUGCUGCCCUACGACGACACGCGCGUGGAGCUGGUGCCCACCAAGGAGAACAACACGGGCUACAUCAACGCCUCGCACGUCCGGAUAACGGUGGGCGGAGACGAGUGGAGCUACAUCGCCUCGCAGGGCCCGCUCUCCAACACCUGCCAGGACUUCUGGCAAAUGGUGUGGGAGCAGGGCGUCGCCAUCAUAGCCAUGGUCACCGCUGAAGAGGAGGGCGGCCGGGAGAAGAGCUUCCGCUACUGGCCUCGUCUGGGCUCGCGCCACAACACGGUGACAUACGGCCGCUUCAAGAUCACCACGCGCUUCCGCACGGACUCGGGCUGCUACGCCACCACGGGCCUGAAGAUCAAGCACCUGCUGACGGGCCAGGAGAGGACGGUGUGGCACCUGCAGUACACGGACUGGCCCGACCACGGCUGCCCCGAGGACUUCAAAGGCUUCCUCACGUACCUGGAGGAGAUCCAGUCAGUGAGGAGACACACCAACAGCACUAGCGAGGCCAAGAACACCACCCUGCCUGUGCUGGUCCACUGCAGCGCCGGGGUGGGCCGCACCGGGGUGGUCAUCCUGUCUGAGAUCAUGAUCGCCUGCCUGGAACACAACGAGAUGCUUGACGUCCCGACCGCUCUCAACAUGCUUCGGCAGCAGAGGAUGAUGAUGGUGCAGACCAUCUCUCAAUACACCUUCAUCUACAAAGUACUCAUCCAGUUCCUACGCAACUCCCGGCUCAUCUGAGCCUCAAUCCUUUGCCAUCACCACAGCCAUUCAGAGGACUACUGGCCAACCGGUUUCUUCCAGCCUCCUGCCAAACUGCAGAGCAAUGGAGAAACUGCAACCGGUGGAUCCAACAUGGCUGCUGCUGCUGGCUGGGUUCUGGACGACCCUUUCUUUCAGUAUUAACCAAGGCACAAUGACGGAGCCUGGAUGGAGAGAGGAGAAGCAGCAUUGUUACCUGAGGAAAGGAGAAAAUGGUGGUGCCUCUCAAUAACAGUAUUAUUAUAACAGAGAUUUCGCUGUGGGUUAUUACACUACACAAUGACUACAUAUAAAACUCAGCACUUUUACAGUACUUUACUGUAUAUAGCGAAACCAUGUUAAAUCUGCAGUUAAUUCUAUAUUAUGAUUACUGUGUAUCAUAAGCAAUUUUUAAGAUCUAUUUUUACCAUUUUAUUAUAUGGUUUCUUUUUAGACAAAUGUGUUAAUUUGAUGUUGAGGGUUUUGAUUAUGAAGGACAUUGUUUGAUUUCUGAAGAGUUACUGCUAUUGUUGGACUACCGAUGUUUUAUGACCUGACUGGAAUAUGGGAACGUGACAAAACACUUCUCGGUUUGUGAUGAAUCUCUUGUGUUCGUCACACGGUGGAAGAAGUGUUGAAACAUUGCCAAGCUUUCUUGAGAGCUCUUGAGCCUAUUUUGUUUGCUCGUACAUAUGUGAAUUUUACACCAAUUUUUUACACAACAAAAUUGUAUCUAAAACACUUAAGACAUACAUAAUUGAUAUGCAUAAAGGAGAUUUCAAGUUUGACCAACUUGAGCCCUCACUCUGAUUAGCAUCAUAACACCAAAGGAAACCAGAGUAUGGAUGGUGUGAUAGAGAUGUGCUCCAUUUAAUCAUAUCACUGAAGGGUUCCAUGUUUUGACAAGUUAAUGGUGGAGAUAGUGUGGUGCCAGAGACCUAGCUGUACUAAAUCACCAAAGAGUCUACUUCCCCAUCAGACUAGGAGCAAAACCCAAAACUCUUGCACAACCCAUGUGGACUUCCAUUGUUACAAAUGAAAAAGCUAAAUAAAUAACUUAUUAUUUUAAUUUUCAUGAAA